ACCAACGGCAGGGGUGUAGUGUAGUACGAUACCUUACUCGUUCGUACCGGUAGGAGUCAUCGUUUCUGGAACUUGUUAUCCUACCGAAAGCUGCUGACAACGUGCUGUUUGUGACAGUUUGUCGCGACAGCCUAUUGUUUGUGUUUGYCGCUCGAGUCUACAGGCGAAACGCCAGAGCUUUCGUAACUAAGACAGCGUUUGGCAUUGAAUGGACGCGAAGGAUUCGUCAACCAGCCAACCAACCAAGCAGUUUUAAGAUGAGCAGCGCGACAAAGCUUCCGUCACAAUCCUCGCUUGGGCGAGACAACGAGACCGGCGCGACGAGCGGCAUCGUCGAUAGCAACCCCAAAACCGUGGACUCCGAGUUCGAACAGAUCCUGCGGAUCGCCGGGAUAGAGUCCGCGCCGAUGGACCCAUCCAGUGCUGCAUACCUGCGAACCAUGAUCCGCUUGGAGCUGGAAAAGGCAGACCACAAAAAGGCAGAGGAGAGCGAAGAAGACGACGACGUUUCCAUUGUUCGUGUGGAAGCAGAUGGAACAGAAUCUGCUUCGGCAGCUACGCAAACUGCUUACUACAAAGUGGAACAGACGACAACAACUUCUGUUACUGUGCGAAGCAACAAGAUUCCACCCGUGGAUUCCGCAAGCGCCCCGGCAGCGAACACGAAGACCAUCCCCCCCAAACCAGCUCACUUGGUUGCUGCCGAAAAACUUGCUCUGAAAAUAAACAGUUCACGCGAAGAGACAAAUGCCGAGGUYUCCGUGAAACAAGAGGAAAUGGAUGCUUCCGAGAGCAACGUUUCUGUGGUAUCCAUGCUACGAAAAGAAUUGAGCGAUCAAAAGCGAGCCAUGGAUCGUCAAUCCGAGAUUCUACUGUUGCUGAGCGGUCACCUCCGAGAACUCACUGAUACGGUUCAUCAUCUCAAGAAUUCCGUUGAAGGAUUGCAGCAACAGCAGGUAGUGGAUAAGCAUGAUUCUUCUCCCUCUUCUCACUCGACCCUCAGCGAGGGAGCAAAAGAUCGUUCCGCCACUGUGGAUGCACCGGUGGAAAUCGAUCCCCCGCUCCCAAACCAGCAACCGCAAAACGAUAAUGGCGCGAAUGGCGCUGUUCGCGGCAAUGCAUUCCGCAGAGCUCACGAGCUUGCCCACCACGUGGCCUGGAGAGUUGUCACUUUUCCAAUUCGGGCCCUGUUAUUCUGUUUGAAAUACGAGUACCGAAUCUGGCUGGUCCUCUGGAGGUUGGCCAAACGGGACCUCCUGAACCCUUUCCGGGAAGCGGGGAUGAUUUUUCAGCUGGGCUUUGCCCUGAUGAUUAUUUAUGGGAGAAUUGCACCGGCGUUGGAGAAGGCGUGGGAGAAGAAACAGGCAAACAAUGACAACGAUGGUGAUGAUGAUUCCUAUGAUGGUGACGAGGACUAUAUUGACAUGGACGACCCCCACAUUCAGGUUCUAGGAAUCACUGUCGCAGUAGUGGUAGGAUUUGUAUUCCAUGUGGGCAUAAUUGGCUUGUUUUACCGGUUCUUCCUCCGAGAUCAACUUCACGUGCGUAUUUGGAAGGAUCUGAGGGCGGGUGUGGAAUUGACUCCAACAUAUGGACUGGAUAUGGACCAGAUCGACAAUACGGAGGACGGACGAAACAACAACAAUAACGUCGAAGAGCAAGAUGCCGCUAAUGACAAUCGCGGUCUUCCCAGGCCACAAAACAGGCGUCCACCAGCAGUUGGAAGAAAUCCACGUGGAAAUGUUCGCAACGGCGGUUUUAUACCCAAUAUCGCAAACGCAGUCGUGAAUGGAGUCAACGACUUUUUCAUGGGACACUACAGACGCCCAGAACAGCGAGCUGCCAUUGGAGGUGGUGCGGCCGCACGUGCAAAUACAAACGUGAACGAAGGACCAAUCGAGGAAGCUGAAAACGAUGCCGCCGGUCACAACCCAGGGAAUCCGCUCGUGAAUUUUGUGUUGGACAUUCUGUGCUUGUUUUACAGCUUUUUUUUGUCGAUUUUGCCUGUAUGGAACUACGAGCAGCAACUCCGGGACAUUCGAGACGAACAAGAUCGAUUGGCACGCGCCCGGGUGCAACGCGAGGCCGAGGCGUUGCGGAAUCAGAAUAACAAUAAUGAUGUCGAAGCAGAGGAUGAGUCCCAGUCGAAGUCGGAAGAAAGCGAUGACGAAAGCGAUAGUGAACGUGGUUAACGCAUAGGAAACUAGUUUCCAACGGAGAAUUUUUCAAAACGAUAGAAUGCAGUAUUUGAUUAGCAAUGAUACUGAUGGUGAUAUUUCUCUGCGGAGAAAGGGUUUAUGAACAGAACGGCUUGGUAUGGCGAAAUAAAAACUAYAGAACGCAUAUGCCUUCUGUGAAAAGACAGGUUUUGAUGAUUCGUCAGCGUUCAUCCCGUGAGCUAGUCCUCYACCGACUCAAAGCGUUUCUCAUUGAGCUUUUAUUACAGUAAAUUUUUGUAUCACUA
Messenger RNA from Pseudo-nitzschia multistriata, 2464 nucleotides. The record is from the annotation of a GenBank genome assembly. NCBI's taxonomy places the organism in Eukaryota, Bacillariophyta, Bacillariophyceae, Bacillariales, Bacillariaceae.